AUGACAGUCAAUCGGGAGUCCUUUCGUCUAGGUCCCUUUGUCGUGCCUCGCGUCUGGACUGGGCUCUGGCAGCUCUCCAGCAAUGCAUGGGGAAGUGCCUCUGUUGCCAAAGUUCGGCGAGGAAUGGCGCGACAUGUUGAGAUGGGUUAUACAGCAUUUGCUGACCAUUAUGGGAGCGCAGAGAUAAUUUUUGGUCAAUUCCAGGAAUCCCUGCCCUCGUCGGAGAAAGUACUCGGCGCCACAAAGUGGUGUGUGUUCAAGCGGAUAAAUCCUUCACGUUCAGCUGUGCUCGCUGCCGUUCACGAGCGUAUGGAACGCAUGAGGACAGAGCGUGUUGACUUGCUCCAGUUUCACUGGCAAGACUACUCCGAUAAGGGGUACUUAACCGCAUUGAAUCAUCUUUGUGAUCUAAAAGAAGAAGGAUUGAUCUCCGCAAUCGGUCUCUGUAACUUUGAUACGAUCAGAACAGACGAAAUCUGUACCGUCCUAGGACACGAUGCUAUCGUCUCGAAUCAAGUACAGUUCUCAAUCAUAGACACGCGACCUCUACAUGGAAUGUCAGACGUUUGCGAGAAGCAUGGUUUGAAAUUAUUGACCUACGGCACUUUGUGUGGGGGAUUUUUGGCCGACAAGUGGCUGGAGGCAGUUGAACCUGAUCUGUACUCCGGUAAUCUCACACCUUCCCAGAGAAAGUACCUCGACAUGAUUGUCAAGGCUUGGGGCUCCUGGGAACUCUUUCAAGCAUUACUCCACGUUCUCCGUAGCAUCGGCGAUCGCCACGCUGGAAGAAGCAUUUCGAAUAUCGCGACUCGGUGGGUAUUGGACCACCCCUUCGUUGGCGCUGUGAUUAUCGGUGCGCGGCUCGGUCUUUCCGAACACUCAGACGACAACCAGAUGGCAUUUGGGUUCAACUUGACGGCGGAAGAUAACGAGGAAAUCGAAGCCGUGUUGGCGCACUCGAACGGCCGAAGAAUUAUCACUACUAUCGGAGACUGUGGGGCGGAAUAUCGGUGA
Laccaria bicolor S238N-H82 is the source of this 1014-nucleotide messenger RNA. RefSeq lists its product as uncharacterized. Bases 1 to 1014 code for a protein of 337 amino acids. NCBI's taxonomy places the organism in Eukaryota, Fungi, Basidiomycota, Agaricomycetes, Agaricales, Hydnangiaceae. The record is from RefSeq and is a predicted model, not a curated record. The transcript has 8 exons.